Scleropages formosus (Asian bonytongue) is the source of this 7651-nucleotide messenger RNA. RefSeq names its product centrosomal protein 170Ba (gene cep170ba). The record is from RefSeq and is a predicted model, not a curated record. NCBI's taxonomy places the organism in Eukaryota, Metazoa, Chordata, Actinopteri, Osteoglossiformes, Osteoglossidae. Gene Ontology annotation, molecular function: protein binding. The transcript is spliced from 20 exons. The coding region runs from base 1 to 5145 and encodes 1714 amino acids.
AUGAGUGUGACAUCAUGGUUCCUGGUGAGCAGCUCUGGGACACGCCACCGGCUCCCAAGGGAGAUGAUCUUUGUGGGCAGGGAGGACUGUGAACUCAUGCUGCAGUCCCGCAGCGUGGACAAGCAGCAUGCUGUUAUCAACUAUGACCCGAAUACGGAUGAGCACCUGGUCAAAGACCUGGGCAGCCUCAAUGGGACAUUUGUGAACGACCUAAGAAUCCCGGACCAAACCUACAUAACCCUGAAGCUGUCUGAUGUCAUUCGCUUUGGAUAUGAUGCCCAUGUGUACGUCCUGGAGCGGAGUCAGCAUAAGGUUCCAGAGGAGGCUCUGAAGCAUGAGAAAUAUACCAGCCAGCUGCAGAUGGGCAUGAAGGUGCUGGAGGGGAAACGGCACGAACGUUCUGACGAGAAGGGAGGGACCACCGAUCCCCUGAAGCACAAGGGGGAGAAGGGAGAGCGCAAAGUGAUUUCAGAAGUCCCAGACCCACGGCCCACCCCACUGUAUGGCCAGCCCUCCUGGUGGGGAGAAGAUGACACGGGGAACAAGGGGCAAAAGAGCGAGAGACGCAGGUCAGAGGAAGGCCACACAGAAACCUUGAAAGAUGGCUCUGUACACAAGCCUGAGGUCAACGGCUCCCUCUCGGACAAUAGGGAGCCCCAGGGCAAGUCUAUCUGUCCGUACCGGCGGGAGCCCAGCUAUUUUGAAAUCCCUACCAAGGAGUUUCAGUCCAGAUCUCCGGAGGUAGAGCUCCACGAGAUUCCAACCAAGGACACAGACACCCAGCAGGCACCCACCCCCGACACUCCUAUGUCCUCUGUGGUGCAUAGCCAUGCUUCCUUCACUAUAGAGUUUGAUGACUGUACUCCAGGCAAGAUGAAGAUCAAGGACCAUGUCACCAAGUUCUCGUUCCGCCAGCGCAAACUUCCAGGCCAAGAGGUGGCUACCACACCCACAGAGGUGAUGUCAGCUGAGAGAAAGGUGGCUGACUGGCUGGUGACCAGUGAUGUCAGUAUGAUGCGGAGGAAAGCACCCUGUGAGGAUGUCUACAGUACGAAGAGUGACUUGCCCAUGUACAUCAAGACCCUCAAAGGACACCACCAUGAAGAUGGCACCCAGAGUGACUCUGAGGACCCCAUCUUAAAAGAGAAGCAGUGCAAGUCUCAACAGUUUCUUCCUUCUCAUCCAUCGCCCUUAUCUCAGCAGCUGUCCAAGCCUCUGCAGAAAUCCCCGAGCCCACCAGUCACCGUGGAGCCUUCACCGGGCUCCCCAUCAGAGGAUUGCUCCCCACCACGUGGCCAGAGUAGGCCAGAUCCACAGCAGGCCUUUAUCAUUGAGUUCUUCGACGACAACCCUCGUAAGAAGCGUUCCCAGUCCUUCACCCAUAACUCUGCCCACGCAGACUCUUACUCUGCGCUCAAGGCCAAGUUGGAGAAGCGGAAGGGUGUAGCCCAGGCUGGGGAACGGCCCACAGCCUCACAGGGAAAUGUCCCACCCACCCAGUUGAUCACUGUCCCACUAAAGGGCCCAGGUCCUGGACAGGGCAACGCACUACGGGCCAUGUCUCUCAAGCGAGAGAAAACUGAUGAGCGAAUCAGCACUGGACCUACCUCCACUGCUUUCUCCAUCAGGCCCUUUGGCAGCGUGGGCAGGAAGUCCAAGUUAGCCCAGGACUUUGCUGUGGAGUUCCUGCGGGACUCUGGCCAAGGCACCACCCCCACUAGAGGGAAGACGUCGCCACCAGCAGUGGUAACUCCGCCUGCAAUUGUUCCAGCUCCUCGCCCCCAGCCCCCAGGCCCAGCUGACUCUUCAGCUGCCUCCCCUGUUCACCAGCCCAUACCUUCAAUGACCCCACUGUUGUCCCAAGGGGUCCGUAUGAUGGAUCCGAAGACCUCCAAGGUCAUAAGGAAUGAAGAGGAAGAUAGCUUAAGUGACGCAGGCACCUACACCAUUGAGACAGAGGUACAGGACAAGGAAGUAGAGGAAGCACGCAACAUGAUUGACCAGGUGUUUGGUGUUCUCGACUCCCCUGAGUACACCGGUGUGACUACAGCGGCCUACAGGCCGGUAAUUAACCAGGAAAGAGAACACGAGACUAGCCUUCGACAUAGCCAGAGUAGUUCUGAGGAUCUAAAGCCGGCCACAGAGCAGGCCUAUAGUCCAGACGCCCUUAGUGGUGCCCCCGGCAGUCCUGUACAGGCAAAAGCAGUGGGUUCAAUGGCUCUGGGUGGCCCCAAGUGGGUGUCUCGAUGGGCCAGCCUGGCAGACAGCUAUACCGAGUCAGGGCCUGUUCCUGGGCUUUUUGACAUCCCACCACCAGGUGACCUUUCGGAAGGAGACGGGAAAAUCAUCCAUCAAGCAAUGCUGAACAGAAGUUUGGACAGCACAGAAUCUGAACCAAGCCAGGGCUCCAGAACCAGGCGGCUGCUUCCUCAGGUGCCACCUUCAUCUGAGAAAUCGGAGAGCCCAACACCCAGCGUGCUCAUCCGACAUGAGACCUACAUGACCCACGAAACCCCUGAGAAGGAAACGAGAACUCCCUGCCCACAGGACUCUGUCCAGAGACUGACAGUGCAGGAUGAGGUGGAUCCAGACAGCCUGAGUGAUACCAGCAAGUCAGAUGAUGGCUCAGCAGCAGCAAAGCGAAGCGGGAAGCCUCGGCCUGAGAGAAAGGAGAAGCUCAGCCCACGGAGCCCAACUGAAGAGAAAGCUGCACACGCUCCGAAGUCUACGUUCCUCUACAUUGGCACUGAGGAGAACCUUACCAAGCAGGACCAGGUGCUGUCCCCAGCAGAGAGAGAACGGGAACCUCUGGUUAAGGUGUCCCCAACAACGACUGUGAGCAGACAUAGGAGUGGUCAGGAGCCAAGGAGGCCAGUCAAGCCUGCUGCCUCAGCACCCAACUUCUAUGCAGAAGAGAAGGAGGCUGCACCUAUGAAGGAAAGUACAACAUCUUUUUUCAGGCAAGAGAGCUUCACUAAAGAGCGCCCCAGUGAUGACAUCCAGGUCAGCAGGCUUCCCCACAUCAGUAGCCAUGUCAACCUUGGUAACUUGGACACAGGGAGCCAGAAACAGGAUGAGAGUGGCCAGGAUACACAGUCCUUCCUCAAGGAGACAGAAAAUGCACUUGUGGCCCUGGAGACCAAGUUGCAGGCUCAAGGAUGUGGCCGCGGUCAGAAACAGGAGGACUCUCUGUCAGGAGAGUCCGAUGUGGACACUUCCAGCACUGUCAGCUUGGUGAGCAACCAGAAUGCACCAGGCAGUGCUUCCAAGAAGAAGCUGGCCGUUGACGGCCUGCUGAAGGAGAAAUCGUCCUCGGCCAAAUCUGCCCAGGACCAGAGUCGACAGGCCACAGCCCGUGAGCGCUUGUCCGAGAAGCGACGUACCCAGGCAACGGAUAGUUCCAAUAAGGCCGAACUGGCCAAACGCUUCCAGCUGCGGCGUAGCGCGGGGAAUCGGGGCUCCCUGGAGUUCAGUGACGAGCCCCAGAGCUCCAGCGUUCCUCAAGGCUACUGGGCCGACACUUUCGCCUCAGACCAGGAGACUGGCUCCAGGUCCACCAUCCGCAAGAAGCUCUCUGUCCCGCUUCAAAGAGAAGAUUCUAGCAAGGCCUCCAAGGGCACAGCCCACCAAGGCCUCACCCGUUCCAACAGCCUUUCUGCCCCCCGGCCAACUCGUGCCUCCAUGCUGCGUCGUGCCCGCUUGGGUGAGGCCUCCGAUAACGAGGGUACUGAGACGGACCGAGCAUCCCAGAACUCGGAUGCCAACCCUCCAGCCAAGCCUUCGGGAGAUGGGAAGAAGCUCUCUCGGCUGGACAUCCUGGCCUUGCCCCGUAAACGCACUGGUUCCUUUACCAUGCCAAGUGAUACUGAAUCAUCGGUGGGACGGCUGGGCUUUUCCAAUCGCAGCUCUGACUUCAGCAGCGCUGCCCGCAAGGUUUCUGCUCCGGAGCCCAAAACGGCUGUACGGCGCAGCUCAGGGGCCACAGGGAAACAGCCUGUCACCCGUGCCCGCUCAGGCAAUGCCAAGUACUCCACCACAGUCACAGUGUCAUCAAAUGCCCUAAGAGUACAGCAACAUUGUCAGCUUGGAGAAAGUGUCAUGCCCAGCAAAAACUGCUUAUUUGAACAUGGUUCCCGACGUCGUCAGAAGGGCUCGGACUACACGUCCACCUCGGAGGAGGAGUAUGACUCGAAUCACGGCACUCCCAAGCACAAGCGCACCCAAGCUUCGACUGCCACGCAGACUCCCCGAGGUCAGGCAGCUGCUCCGCCUCGCCUCCGCUCUCGCUCCCGUCAGUCGGAGGAUGAGGACAAUGAGGGCGACCCCUUCCAGAACUGGUCUGCACACAGCGCUGAGAUUGCCAGGCUCAGUCAGGACCUGGCGAAGGACUUGGCUAUCUUGGCGCGGGAGAUCCAUGAUGUUGCUGGAGAUGCUGACUCCCAGGGGCCCAGUUCUGCACCCAGCACACCUGCCUCCACCAUAUCCACCCGGGAGGAGAAAACAUACCCAUCUUCACGAGCUGCCUGCUCAUCUCAGUUGGUCCAACACAUUCCAGAAGCUGGUCUGAACUACCAGAAGGUUCCUCCAGGCUCAUCCGGAGUCAGGGAACUGGACCAAAAUGUUAACGACCAGGACCCGAGCUCCAAGCGCCGUGCAUGGAACCGUGAAGAGGUGAUUUUUGAUAAUCUGAUGCUGAACCCUGUAUCCCAACUUUCACAAGUUAUUCGGGAAAACACUGAACAGCUGACUGAAAAAAUGAAGAUGAUGUUCCAUGACAAGAUUGAGGCCUGGGAGGAGGUUGAGGCCAGGAUAAAUGCAGAAAAUGAAGUUCCCAUCCUCAAAACGUCAAACAAGGAAAUCACAUCUAUUCUGAAGGAACUAAGAAGAGUUCAGAAGCAACUUGAAGUCAUCAACACAAUCAUUGAACCCUGCACAGUCGUGGGGAAAGCUGCUGCUGACCAGUCUUCCCCUUCCUCUGGGACGAAGUUCCGACCUUCAUCCAAGGACAGUAGACCUCAUUUGCAGCUCCAGGGAGCAUCCCAUCAAGGGAUCCAGGCCACCACCACUUUUGGAUCUAGCAGCAGUACCAGAGAGCACACUAAAAGGGCUUCAGCAGAGCCUGAGGGAGAGAGUUUUGUGGUUUAAGCACUUGUCUCGAGCACUCCUUAGUAAUGGACCUCACUGCUUGGAUAAAUAAGUGGAUAAUGACUAAUUUAAAAAUCCUCAUCAUGGAAAUGGAUUUGACUAAAUCAAAAUAUGAGUUACAAACCUUCCUUGUGGUAAUGAGUGAACUGUAUGAGAAAUGGUUGUUUGCUUUUUUCAUCACUGUGGAGUAGCAUCUUGAUUUUGACACAUGUAGGAAGGAAAUUCAUGACAAGCAAAUCCUAAACUCUGGCAUUCCCUCCAGCCUUUGUGCCCAACCUCCAGUUUUCACAUUGUCUUUGAGCACAUCCAGUUAAAAACAGUAUGUUAUGUGAGUCAGUAUCAUUCUUUUUGCGCUCAUGAAUGAGAUGUUUAAGCUCAUGGACUUUUGUUGUGAUUGGGUUGUUAUGCAGUGUCAGGCUGAGGGUUUGUAUACAGUGUCGUGACUGUACUGUCCCAAGACAGUCAUACUGAAAAUGAUUAUUGACUCUUGCAUGGCAAGGAGCUUCUUAAGACUGUGUAUUAUGAUAAACGACGACAAAGCACUCCAUACCAGUUUCCCAUGAGGUAAAAUUUACCUUGGGUAUAAUGUUAGAUGUUUUCCCAUCAAGUUCCAUCAAUGAAUGCUGGGUGGCUUUCAUCAAAUUUCAUCAAGUCAAGCUUUGCUAUUAAAGUGGCCAUCCUCUCUAAAUGAAUGUGUUGAUAGACUGAUGGCACAGCACAGGAGAUGGCAGUAAACUUUAUUUGGAGACAUGUUCCAUACUUGGCUUAUUGAGCUUUUGGAACCAGUAUAGUGUACAAGCAUAUUCUUACUUUCAAGUUAGGCCCCACCUCAGAAAAAGUACUUGAAAAUGUUUCUGUGAUCCCCCCCAGAAUGUUCCUUGCUCUGUGUUGCCCUUAAAUGUUCAAUAUGACACAUCUUGCCUAGAAUGUCGUGAAGGCUCUAGGUCUUGUGGUGUUUUGGCUUCUCCGUCCCCCCCCCCCCGGUUGGCCCCUGUUAAACUCUCCAGACAACUUGGCAUGGAUUUUGUACAUCAGUGAAAGGAUGGGUUCUGUUACAACCUCUUUGCUAAGGUAUUUAGGAAGAAUCCGUAAGUUACAUAUUUCACGUUUUAAACGACAAAAUAAUUGACUUACCAGGCACACAGGGAAAUAGUGUAGUUUGAUAGGUACUUUGUCUUUUCAUGGCUUAUCUCCUAAAUUUAAGCUGUAACAAUACAGGAAGCAUCAUUUUGCAUAUCAGUCCAAAUCAACCUGAAUCCAUUGGUGCCAGUGUUUCCUGGUUGAAUUGGUGAUAUAGAAGCUGUUCAUUCUUUUCAACUAAAUACCUGAGUACUUUGCAUGGUAGAGAAUUCGGCUGAAUCUUUCUUUGUAGCACUAAGCCAAAGACCACCAUUCUAUCACCCUAAUCCACUGUCAGAUAACUAGUGGAAAUAGGUGUACCAUCUGAGGUCCCUUUCUCAUGAGUCUGCCCCAUGAGUAACCCUUCAGCCAUGUUAUAUCAUUUAUGUCAAGUAACUACUUUGUCUAUCUUGCAAUGUGAGACUGUACUGAAAUCCUCCCACCCUUCUGUCUGUUUCAGGGAGAAGUAGCAGGUGUCCCCCUCCUUUUCUCUCUUAUUUUAAGUAUUAAAGGAGCACCCCCUCCACUAUUUCCCAGAACCAAUGUAACCAAUGUAGAAAAGCACUGUGUAAUAGAGACAUGUUUCACCUGUACCUGGAGACAAGACGGGUAAAAGAAAGAAUGAAUGUAAACGCAGAGGGGUGGAUAAAGACUUCACAAAGUUUUGUGAAAAUGCACAUGUACCUUAUUUAGUUUCUUUGUGUAAUACUAGGGUAGUUGACCAAGCGUGCACUUUUCCUUUUACAAACACCAUAUUGUGAAAGUAGCAAAUGAGGAAAUGGACUAAAUCAUCAGUGGAAAAAUCUCUCAUCUGCUUUGUAUAGCUUAUAAAAAGCCUCAAAAGCUGACAGUCUUUUCACUUUUCAUAAACUUAGAAUUUUAUGCCAUUGCCACAUUACUAGUUCAAGUACUUUUAUUUGUCCCUCCUCAGCAGGCCAUUGUGGGGUUUUAAGAUUCUCUGGAAUGUCCAUUUUCAGAAACAUUGGCCUCUUUUGAACUUAGAAUCAACUGCAGCUGAUUGCUGUCUGUUGGGCUACAAUAUGGUGUAACCGCCAGCUAAUGUUCAGUGUCCUCAACAGGCCAUUCUGUUAUUUUGUUGUAUGAUUGUCAUCCUCUGCAUGUAACUCAAAUUCAAGCUGCGCAUAAAAGAGGAAAAAAUAGACAAAGUAUCACUUGAAUUAUGUAUAGUAUUAGAUCAAUGUCUAUUUAAUGCUAUGACUACUAAUUGUUCACUUUUUCCAUGUUUGUUUCAAUGGUUUAUUCACUACACAAUGUGUAAUUUAUUUAAAGUUCUUCCAGAUUUUUUCAUGAACUAUUUAUGUGACAGAAUUAUUUGUUUUGAGAAAGGUUAUACAUAUCAUUUUAUGCAUUAUUUUAGAAUAUUUUU